Messenger RNA from Phyllotreta striolata, 789 nucleotides. Lineage: Eukaryota; Metazoa; Arthropoda; Insecta; Coleoptera; Chrysomelidae. The record is from the annotation of a GenBank genome assembly.
AUGCUAUUGAGAAAAUCCAAUGCCAAAGGAAAGUAUAACUCGAAAAUUGCUUUCGAGAAGAAAUUAGAAAAGUUAAGUAAAUCCAAGGCCAAGGGAAACAGCAAAGUAAAUUUUCGAAAACUAACAGCCGAGAAUCUUACUCUUCGAGAAGUUGCUGUGUGCGACAAAGUGUUGAGGAUACACCUUCGAAAAGAGAAUUUAAAGAGUGCUUAUAAAGGAACAUCCGCAGAACUUAACAUUUUUAACAAGGAAUCCACCGUUGACAAGAAACCUCUACGACACAGCAACAAGACAACCACUAAUACAAAACAACCAACCACAUUAACUUACAACAAAAGCUCACCCAGAAAGAUGGUCAUAAACAAUGGUAAAGUCAGCAAACACGAUCCCGACGAUAUAUUCAUAAAAAAACUCAAAGCCAAACAAAACGGCAAAAUCUACUACCUGAAACAGGUCCCUUACAAAUCGAUAUCCGAAGGGAAACUCAACUACAAGUUCCACCAGCUCGUCAACGACGUGAAAAACAUGCAACUACCCACCCCGUUGUGGAAAAUCAAAGUGAUCAUACGACACAACAAAAUCGCAGCCAUCAUUUUCACCAACAAAGCCGAGCUCGAAAGGAGUCUUAGUUUCAAUUCCGAUGAUGAUAAAUACCACAUAAUCAUAGACAACAAACCCGCCCUUUUGCUAGGAUCCCCGGGAAGAGUAAACAGCUGCAAUGAAAUCGAAGUGCUAUUAAACAUAAUGGAAAACAUCGACAAAAACAAUUCCAUGAUAAUGUAUAAGUAA